AUGAAGGCUCUCAUUCUUGUCGGUGGUUUCGGUACCCGCCUGCGGCCUCUAACUCUCACUCUUCCCAAGCCGCUCGUGGAGUUUGGUAAUCGUCCUAUGAUUCUGCACCAGGUUGAGAGCUUAGCUGCUGCCGGUGUCACGGAUAUUGUCCUCGCUGUCAACUACCGCCCAGAUGUCAUGGUUUCUGCGCUCAAGAAGUACGAAGAGCAGUACAACGUAAAGAUCGAGUUCUCCGUUGAGACCGAACCCCUCGGCACCGCUGGUCCCCUUAAACUGGCAGAGAGUAUUCUCGCUAAAGACGACUCUCCAUUCUUCGUCCUGAACUCAGAUGUCAUCUGUGACUAUCCUUUCCAACAAUUGGCCGAGUUUCACAAGCGCCACGGCGAUGAAGGGACCAUCGUCGUCACAAAAGUGGAUGAGCCAUCAAAAUAUGGUGUCGUUGUGCACAAGCCCAACCACCCCUCUCGCAUUGACCGGUUCGUCGAGAAGCCCGUCGAGUUCGUCGGUAACCGCAUCAACGCCGGUAUGUAUAUCCUGAAUCCGAGCGUGCUGAAGCGCAUUGAGUUGCGCCCCACCUCCAUUGAGCAAGAGACCUUCCCCGCCAUCGUGCGGGACGGCCAGCUUCACUCAUUUGACCUCGAGGGAUUCUGGAUGGAUGUUGGUCAGCCCAAGGAUUUCCUUACCGGAACCUGUCUUUACCUCACUUCCCUCACAAAGCGCAACUCGAAGCUACUCGCCCCAAACUCGGAGCCUUAUGUAUAUGGUGGAAACGUCAUGGUCGACCCUACUGCGAAGAUUGGAAAGAACUGCCGCAUCGGCCCUAAUGUUGUCAUCGGACCGAACGUCGUGAUAGGUGACGGUGUCCGUCUGCAGCGGUGCGUACUCAUGGAGAACAGCAAGGUCAAGGACCAUGCCUGGAUCAAAUCAACCAUCGUGGGAUGGAACAGCUCCGUCGGCCGGUGGGCCCGUCUGGAAAAUGUGACGGUUCUUGGUGACGAUGUGACGAUUGCCGACGAAGUCUACGUCAACGGCGGCUCGAUCCUGCCACACAAGAGCAUCAAGCAGAACAUUGAUGUUCCUGCAAUCAUCAUGUAA
This is a messenger RNA of Aspergillus nidulans FGSC A4, 1095 nucleotides long. Its product is annotated as mannose-1-phosphate guanylyltransferase. The record is from RefSeq and is a predicted model, not a curated record. The coding region runs from base 1 to 1095 and encodes 364 amino acids. Gene Ontology annotation, molecular function: transferase activity; GTP binding; mannose-1-phosphate guanylyltransferase (GTP) activity. The transcript has 5 exons. Gene Ontology annotation, biological process: cell wall biogenesis; glycoprotein biosynthetic process; GDP-mannose biosynthetic process. Gene Ontology annotation, cellular component: cytoplasm. NCBI's taxonomy places the organism in Eukaryota, Fungi, Ascomycota, Eurotiomycetes, Eurotiales, Aspergillaceae.